CCAUGCAGAUGACGAGUGGACAGGGGCCAGAUGGAAAGGGGUGGUCCCUUCCCUGCUUGCUGUACAUGGCUCUGAUGUAUUCAGGGGGGUCUGAAGGAGGAAAAAAAAAGGAGAGAGAGCAGGAUUUGGGAAAGUGAUAGGUGGUCGGGGUUUGUUUGCUUGAAGUGACUUUCUUCUCCUCUUGUAGGGUUAGUAGAGAGAGAAGGAGAUGGCCACCGAUUGCUGUUAGUGCUGUCCUAGUCUCCAGAUACGGAUCCUGUAUGGACUGAUCUCUCCCAGGGAAGGCUGCUCUUGGAAGGGAAGGGAGUGCUGUUAGUGCUGUCCUAGACUCCAGAUAAGGAUCUUGUAUGGACUGAUCUCUCCCAGGGAAGGCUGCUCUUGGAAGGGAAGGGAAGUUAUGCAGACAGCUGAGCCCUUGGAUUGGAGCGGCUCUUUCCUGAGCUGAUAGUGCCACUCAGCGUCUCAAGCUCUUGGACUUGAUCCCUCUACUAAGACUUCAGGAAGAUCACCAAGAGUGCAGCCACUUUCCGAUGACCACGGAGAACCCCAGCCAGCGGUUAGAUCCCUCUUUGCCCUCCAGCCCUAGUACAGGGGCACUACAGCCUGCACUGAUGAGUCAACAGCCGGCAGCGAUGGACACCUCCUCCUCCUCUUCAUCCUCCAAGACCAAGAAGCCAAGUUCGGGGCUCAGGCGCCCCGAAAAGCCCCCAUAUUCCUACAUCGCUUUAAUAGUCAUGGCCAUACAGAGCUCUCCGACUAAAAGACUGACCCUGAGUGAGAUCUACCAGUUCCUCCAAGCUAGGUUCCCCUUCUUCAGAGGCUCCUAUCAAGGCUGGAAAAACUCUGUACGCCACAACCUGUCUCUGAAUGAGUGCUUCAUCAAGUUGCCCAAAGGACUGGGCAGACCAGGGAAGGGCCACUACUGGACCAUAGACCCUGCAAGCGAGUUCAUGUUUGAGGAGGGCUCCUUCAGAAGAAGACCCAGAGGAUUCCGGAGGAAAUGCCAAGCUCUGAAGCCCAUGUAUAGGAUGAUGAAUGGUAUAGGCUUCAGCACUUCUAUCCUUCCCCAAGGAUUUGAUUUCCAAGCACCACCUGCAUCCCUGGCAUGUCACAGUAAUGGCUACAACUUAGAUAUGAUGACCAACUCUAUGACUGGAGGAUAUGACAGCUUGAGUGGAGGUCACCAUGUCCCACAUAUGUCCCCCAACCCUGGCUCCACAUAUAUGGCCAGUUGCCCAGUGUCUUCCAGCGGUGACUAUGGACCAGACAGCAGUAGUAGCCCUGUCCCUUCUUCUCCUGCUAUGGCCAGUGCUAUGGAAUGUCAUUCUCCUUACACAAGUCCCACUGCUCACUGGACAUCAUCAGGGGCUUCCCCAUACCUGAAACAGCAGGCCAUGGCACCUAGCAAUGCAGCAUCCGCCAGUCUCCACUCAGGCAUGUCUUCAUACUCCUUGGAACAGACUUACCUCCAUCAGAACAGUCGGGAUGAUCUCUCAGUGGGAUUGCCUCGCUACCAGCACCAUUCCUCCCCUGUGUGCGACAGAAAGGAUUUUGUUCUCAACUUUAACGGGAUUUCUUCUUUCCACCCGUCUGCCAGUAGUUCUUACUAUCACCAUCACCACCAUCAGAGUGUCUGCCAGGAUAUAAAGCCGUGCGUGAUGUAGAUGGGACUGAGCCAACACAAUGGGGAGCCAGCGACAAUCGCAGCGUGUGUGUACUUUACUGUGCCAGGAGGGCAUCGAGCACACCUGGGCUGGUCUUGUCUCCUACCCUGUGUAUCUCAAUGCUGGGCCAUGCAGCCACACUAAUCCAUGGCAGGGUGCCAGUCCCAAUGCUGGAUCUGUGUGCAGCUGCCAUAUAUGAAGUACCCUUCUUCUUCCAUCUGCUUGAAUCGGCUUAAAAUGUAUCACUGCCUGCCAAGCACAGGUAAUAAUAAAAGUUUGAUAUGUUUACAGUUCUGCAAUCAGGAGGCAUUGCCAGAUGACAAGGACAAGUAUCUGACCCCAGACACAAACCCAGCAAGAUGACAAGGACAAGUAUCUGACCCCAGACACAAAUACAGCACUUCUAAAAAUACUAAAGAGCUGGUAGUACAGAAAACAGGUGUCACAGGUUUUAAUAAUAAAAAAAGAACUAAUAUUAGCUGACUGCCAUCAGAUAAUGAGGUUACUACAUCACAUGCAUCUUACUAUUCAUAUCCACCUUCCCUGUAUUUUUUCAUAAUAAGGGUGAUUUACUCAAGCAAUAAUGUCAUAAGGCUGUUCAUACACUAUACAAUCUGAUUGUACAACCGCCUUUAGAUUUACCAACAAAUAUAUCCUGCCUGAUCGAAUACAAAUUGAUUGGAUAGUUUAGGUAGGUCCUCACAUUGAAUAGUUUUUGGUAAAUCUAAAAAUGAGUGUAUGGUCAGAUUGUAUGGUGUACGGUGAGCACACAAUCGCUGCUUCUACAGAAGUUUUGUGUUGUGCCCCUAGAAGCAGAUCAAUGUUAUCCUAUGUGUCUAUGCACAUUAUAGGACGAUUACAGGCAUAUAAAACAGGAAAAAAACAAUUGUGGUUUGCAUCUCUGACAGAAAAAACGCAAAACUCUCCUAAAAUUGUCUGUACAACAGUGCAUCCAGAAGGUUUCAUUGCGAAGUGGUUUGACCAACCUAUUUAUUACUCCUUUAGUAAAUUAUACCCUGCAUUGUAGUAGUAUUUUCCUAGAUUGUAAAUAAAGUCUUCCUAAUCUCAGAAUGGACUCAGAUCUUGGGAUGCAUCAUUACGGAUUGGUGUUUGUAAUAGUUGCUUUGUCCUUGUAAAUAUUUUCGAUGUGACUUAACCAUGAAUCAUGGAUCAUGGAAAACCAAAUGCUGGAAGUCAUCUCCACAUGGUGGAAAUGACUGCGUGGUUUAAAAAAAGCUUGGAGUAGAGAGGAGAAAAUAUAGGAGCCUGAAGAGCACCAGGCGAGAGAAUAAUGCGAUCUCUAUCAUGUGAUCUCUAUCAUGUGUGCAUGGACCUCUCUACAACCUGUUUCUUCUCUUCUGUCCCAUUAAUUUGUCUCUUUUCUCUCCUAUCUGUCUCUAGACACCCUGCUUAUGCCCUUCUCUACACCAGUUAUUAUUGUAUUAUGUGCCCAAUUUACUGCCCAUUUCUUUCCUUCUCUGCCCAUUCCCCUCUUCUUCUAUAUCGUAUGUUCUGUGUUGUUUCAUCUUUUACAUCUCUUUGUUAUCUUGUCUUCCUCUUAUAUCUCUUUAUCUUACCUUCUUAUUUCCUUUCGCUUUAUACAAUGGUUCUCUACUUUCUGUUUGCCUCUCUCCCUUUUACCUCUCUUUUCUAUAUAUUAAAUACUCCACCCCUCAUCACCUCACCCCUCUGUUUCCUCUAUAUUCUGUAUUUAUUAUCCACCUUCUGACUCUGUACCCUUUCUUUCUUUCCUCCUUUCCUUCUUUCUUUUCUCUCUCUCACCAAUAUAACCUUAAACUCUCUCUCUCUCUUUUCCAUAUAACCUACUUCUCUCUUCCAUAUAACCUACUCCUCUCUCUACCAUACAUCCUUCCUCUCUCUUUCUCUCUUCCAUAUAACCUACUCCUCUCUCUACCAUACAUCCUUUCUCUCUCUUUCUCUCUUCUAUAUAACCUACUCCUCUCUCUAC
Messenger RNA from Rana temporaria (common frog), 3633 nucleotides. It is a transcript of the gene FOXF2, whose product is annotated as forkhead box F2. Gene Ontology annotation, molecular function: DNA-binding transcription factor activity, RNA polymerase II-specific; RNA polymerase II cis-regulatory region sequence-specific DNA binding. The transcript has 2 exons. The record is from RefSeq and is a predicted model, not a curated record. Gene Ontology annotation, cellular component: nucleus. Gene Ontology annotation, biological process: animal organ morphogenesis; regulation of transcription by RNA polymerase II. Lineage: Eukaryota; Metazoa; Chordata; Amphibia; Anura; Ranidae. Bases 531 to 1664 code for a protein of 377 amino acids.